This is a messenger RNA of Callorhinchus milii (elephant shark), 10018 nucleotides long. RefSeq names its product mucin-2-like. The record is from RefSeq and is a predicted model, not a curated record. Lineage: Eukaryota; Metazoa; Chordata; Chondrichthyes; Chimaeriformes; Callorhinchidae. The coding region runs from base 289 to 9930 and encodes 3213 amino acids. Gene Ontology annotation, molecular function: protein binding. The transcript is spliced from 22 exons.
UCAGAAGCUACGAAUUCAAUUGAAUUCUCAUCAUCAUCAUCCCUGGCUGGUGGUCUAUCUCCAGAAACAUCUACAGAAAAGUUAUCUGCUACCUCACUAGUAACAGGUACAGCACCCACAACGGGUAAUGAGUCAACAACACAUUCUCCAAUAUCAGCAAAAACUACAAAUGCACUUGAGUUAUCACCAUCGUUCAGAGCCAGCAGUGCACCUCCAGAGACAUCUACAGAAAAGCUAUCUGCCAUCACACCAGUAACAGCUGCAGCACCUACAACAGGUACCGUCUCAAUGGCACAAAUGCCUCCAAUGUCCUCAGAAGUGACAAAAGCAAUUGAAUUCUCACCAUCAUCCCCAGCUGGCAGUGUAUCUCCAGAAACAUCUCCAGAAAUAUCUACAGAAAAAUCGUCUGCCACCGCACUAGUAACAGGUACGGCACCUACAACAGGUACUGUCUCAACAACACAAAUACCUCCAAUGUCCUCAAUAGCUAUGAAUGCAAUUGAAUUCUCGCCAUCACCAUCAUCCCUGACUGCCAGUGAAUCUCCAGAAACAGAGAUAUCUACAGAAAAGCCAUCUGCCACCACACCAACAACAGGUACAGCACCCACAACAGGUACUGUGUCAACAACACAAAUAUUUCCAAUGUCCUCAAUAACUACCAAUGCAAUAGAAAAAUCACCACCAACAUCAUCCACAACUGGCAGCGUAUCACCAAAAACAGAGACGUCUACAGACAAGCAAUCUACCAACACAAAAAUAACAGCAGGUACGGCACCUACAACGGGUAUUGUGUCAACAGCACAAAUACCACCAAUGUCCUCAGAAACGACAAAUGCAAUUGGAUUCUCACCAUCACCAUCAUCCACAGCUGGCAGUGUAUCUCCAGAAACUGAGACAUCUACAGAAAAGCCAUCUGCCACCACACCAGUAACAGGUACGGCACCUACAACGGGUAUUGUGUCAACAGCACAAAUACCACCAAUGUCCUCAGAAACGACAAAUGCAAUUGGAUUCUCACCAUCACCAUCAUCCACAGCUAGCAGUGUAUCUCCAGAAAUUGAGACAUCUACAGAAAAGCCAUCUGCCACCACACCAGUAACAGGUACGGCACCCACAAUGGGUAUUAUGUCAACAGCACAAAUACUUCCAAUGACCUCAGUAACUACAAAUGCAAUUGAAAUAUCACCAUCACCAUCACCAUCAUCCACAGCUGGCAGUGUAUCUCCAGAAACAGAGGCAUCUAUGGAAAAGUCAUCUGCUACCUCACCAGUAACAGAUACCCCUGAAUCAUUCUCACCACCUUCAACAGAUUCCACCCCUAACUCAGCAGCAGAUACGUAUUCAAAGACAACUGGUGAAGCUGCCUCGGGCUCUUCAGCUACUGUCGGCCACACCACUCCUGCUAUCAUCCAGAUUGGCACGUCCACUGCACUGACUGCUCCCACUGCCAGCCCAUCUAGUUCCACCAUAACCACCCAAAACAUUACCCCUGCUAACACCUUGGCCAUCAGCGACAUUACUGUAUUAAUACCAAUAUUGCCACCACUCAGCUCAAUACACCCCGUGACUCCACCCCUGAGACCAAACCCACCCCUGAGACCACUGCAAAUACCACUCCUUCCAUCACCCCCACCACCAUGUUCACCACCCCCAACACCCCCGACACCACCCGGAACAGCAGCCCCAACAGUACCCCCAAUACCCCUGACACCACCUCCAACAACACCCCUGACACAACCACCCCAGACACCACUCCCGGCACCACUAUCCCCGGCACCACUAGCCCCGGCACCACUAGCCCCACCAUCACCCCCGACACCACCCCUACCAUUGCCCCCGGCACCAACCCCAAUACCACCCCGGACACCACUAGCCCUGACAUCACUAACCCAGACACCACCCCUACCAUCACCCUCGACAACAACCCCAAAACUACCACCGACACCACAUCCACUGCACUGGCUGCUCCCACGGACAGCACAUACAGUUCCACCAUACCCCGACACCACCCCCACCAUUACCCCCGACACCAGCUCCGACACCACUAUGCCCGACACCACCACCACCAUCACCCCCAAUACCAGCCCCGACACCAGCCCCGACAGUACCCCAGACACCACAUCCACUGCACUGACAGCUCUCACUGCCAGCCCAUCUAGAUCCACCAGAACCACCCAAAACAUCAACUCUGCUGCGAUCACCAAUGCUAACGCCAUGGUCAUCAGUGGCAUUACUGCCCCACCAACAACACCAGCUACAGCACCAACACCGUCACCAAUGCUUACACAACUACCCCCGACAACACCCCCGACACCACUACACUCGACACCAACACCACCACCCCCACCACAAUCCCAGACACCACCGCCGACAUCACCCCCGGCACCACCGCUGACACCAACCCCAGCACUACCCCUACCACCACCGACCACAACCCCGACGCCACCACUGACACCACUACCCCACUACCCACACACCACUCCCAACUCCAUCACAACCUCCAGCACUACCCCUACCACCACCACCACCACGGACACUAACCAUGAACCCACCACUGACACCAUUACCCCCGACACCACCUCGACCACCACCCCCAACACCACCCCGAACAGCACCCCCGACACCACCACCACCGACACCACCCCGACCAUCACUCCUGACACCAGCCCCACUAUCAACACCAGCUCCAGCACCAACACUGUCACCAAUGCUGACACAUCUAGCCCCGACAACACCCCCGACACCACUGCACUCGACACGAAAACCACCACCACCAACACCACCAUCCCAGACACCACCGCCAACAUCACCCCCGACAUCACUGCUGACACCACCCCCAGCACUACCCCUAUCACCACCACCGACAACAACCCCGACGACACCACUGACACCACUACCCGCGACACUACUACCUCCGACACCACAUCUACCACUACCACCACCCCCAACACCAUCCCCGACACCACUAACCCCGAAACCACUAAGCCCGACACAACCGCCGACAUCAACCCCACCAACACUAUCCCCAGCACUACUCACACCAUCACUCCCAACACCAUCACAACCUCCAGCACUAACCCUACCACCACCACGGACACCAACCCUGACCCCACCACUGACACCGUAACCCCCGAUACUACCUCUACCACCACCCCCAACACCACCCCAAACAGCACGCCCGACACCACCACCACCGACACCACCCCUACCAUCACUCUAGACACCAGCUCCAGCACCAACACUGUCAUCAAUGCUAACACAACUACCCCCAACAGCAUCCCCGACACCACUACACUCGACACCAACCCUACCAUCACUCUUGACACCAACUCCAGCACCAACACUGUCAUCAAUGCUGACACAACUACCCCCAACAGCAUCCCCGACACCACUACACUCGACACCAACAUCUCCACCACCAUUCCAGACACCACGGCCGACAUCACCCCCAACACCACCGCUGACACCACACCCAGCACUACCCCUACCACCACCACCGACAAUAACCCUGACGCCACCACUGACACCACUACCCCUGACACUACUACCCCUGACACCACAUCUACCACUACCACCACCCCCGACACCACUACCCCCGACACCACAAACCCCAACACCAACCCCACCACCACCGCCGACAUCAUCCCCACCAACACCACCCCCAGCACUACCCACACCACUACUCCCAACACCAUCACAACCUCCAGCUCUACCCUUACCACCACCACGGACACCAAACCUGACCCCACCACUGACACCAACACCCCCGACACCACCCCGAACAGUACCCCCGAUACCACCACCACCGACACCAACUCCGGCACCAACCCCGACACCACUACCCCCGACCCCAACCAUACCACCACCACCGAAACCAACCCCGACCCCACCACUGACACCACUACCCCUGACACCACCUCUACCACCACCACCACCAUCCCCGACAUCAGCCCUGACAACACCACACCCGACACCACCCCCACCAUCACUACUGACACCAGCUCUGACACAACUACACACGACACCACCCCCACUAUCACUCCUGACACCAGCCCUACCAUCAACACCAGCUCCAGCACCAACAUCGUCACCAAUGCUGGCACAACUAACCCCGACAACACCCCCGACACCACUACACUCGACACCAACACCACCACCCCCACCACCAUUCCAGACACCACGGCCGACAUCACCCCCAACACCACCGCUGACACCACCCCCAGCACUACCCCUACCACCACCACCGACAACAACCCCGACGCCACCACUGACACCACUACCCGCGACACUACUACCUCCGACACCACAUUUACCACUACCACCACCCCCAACACCACCCCCGACACCACUAACCCCGACACCACUAAGCCCGACACAACCGCCGACAUCAACCCCACCAACACCAUCCCCAGCACUACUCACACCAUCACUCCCAACACCAUCACAACCUCCAGCACUAACCCUACCACCACCAUGGACACCAACCCUGACCCCACCACUGACACCGUAACCCCCGAUACUACCUCUACCACCACCCCCAACACCACCCCAAACAGCACUCCCGACACCACCACCACCGACACCACCCCUACCAUCACUCUAGACACCAGCUCCAGCACCAACACUGUCAUCAAUGCUGACACAACUACCCCCAACAACACCCCGACACCACUACACUCGACACCAACACCAACACCCCCACCACCAUUCCAGACACCACGCACUACCCCUACCACCACCACCGACAAUAACCCCGACGCCACCACUGACACCACUACCCCUGUCAUUACUACCCCUGACACCACAUCUACCACUACCACCACCCCCGACACCACUACCCCCGACACCACUACCCCCGACACCAACCCCACCACCACCGCCGACAUCAUCCCCACCAACACCACCCCCAGCACUACCCACACCACUACACCCAACACCAUCACAACCUCCAGCUCUACCCUUACCACCAACACGGACACCAACCCUGAACCCACCACUGACACCAACACCCCCGACACCACCCUGAACAGUACCCCCGAUACCACCACCACCGAUACCAACUCCGGCACCACACCCGACAUCACUACCCCUGACCCCAACCAUACCACCACCACCGAAACCAACCCCGACGCCACCACUGACACCACUACCCCUGACACCACCUCUACCACCACCACCACCACCCCCGACAUCAGCCCUGACAACACCACACCCGACACCACCCCCACCAUCACCACUGACACCAGCUCUGACACAACUACACACGACACCACCCCCACUAUCACUCCUGACACCAGCCCUACCAUCAACACCAGCUCCAGCACCAACACCGUCACCAAUGCUGGCACAACUAUCCCCGACAACACCCCCGAAACCACUGCACUCAACAUCAACACCACCACCAUCCCAGACACCACCGCCGACAUCACCCCCGACACCACCGCUGAUACCACCCCCAGCACUACCCCUACUACCACUACUGACACUACUAUCCCUGACAUCACAUCUACCAUUACCACUACCCCCAACACCACCCCAAACACCACCACCAGCCCCAACACCACCCCAAACAGCACGCCCGACACCACCACCACCGACACCACCCCUACCAUCACUCUUGACACCAGCUCCAGCACCAACACUGUCAUCAAUGCUGACACAACUACCCCCAACAACACCCCCGACACCACUACACUCGACACCAACACCACCACCCCCACCACCAUCCCAGACACCACGGCCGACAUCACCCCCAACACCACCGCUGACACCAACCCCAGCACUACCCCUACCACCACCACCGACAACAACCCCGACGCCACCACUGACACCGCUACCCGCGACACUACUACCUCCGACACCACAUAUACCACUACCACCACCCCCAACACCACCCCCGACACCACUAACCCCGACACCACUAAGCCCGACACAACCGCCGACAUCAACCCCACCAACACUAUCCCCAGCACUACUCACACCAUCACUCCCAACACCAUGACAACCUCCAGCACUAACCCUACCACCACCACGGACACCAACCCUGACCCCACCAUUGACACCGUAACCCCCGAUACUACCUCUACCACCACACCCAACACCACCCCAAACAGCACGCCUGACACCACCACCACCGACACCACCCCUACCAUCACUCUAGACACCAGCUCCAGCACCAACACUGUCAUCAAUGCUGACACAACUACCCCCAACAACACCCCCGACACCACUACACUCGACACCAACACCAGCACCCCCACCACCAUUCCAGACACCACGGCCGACAUCACCCCCAACACCACCGCUGACACCACACCCAGCACUACCCCUACCACCACCACCGACAAUAACCCCGACGCCACCACUGACACCACUAGCCCUGACACUACUACCCCUGACACCACAUCUACCACUACCACCACCCCCGACACCACUACCCCCGACACCACAAACCCCGACACCAACCCCACCACCACCGCCGACAUCAUCCCCACCAACACCACCCCCAGCACUACCCACACCACUACUCCCAACACCAUCACAACCUCCAGCUCUACCCUUACCACCACCACGGACACCAACCCUGACCCCACCACUGACACCAACACCCCCGACACCACCCCGAACAGUACCCCCGAUACCACCACCACCGACACCAACUCCGGCACCACCCCCGACACCACUACCCCCGACCCCAACCAUACCACCACCACCGAAACCAACCCCGACCCCACCACUGACACCACUACCCCUGACACCACCUCUACCACCACCACCACCACCCCCGACAUCAGCCCUGACAACACCACACCCGACACCACCCCCACCAUCACCACUGACACCAGCUCUGACACAACUACACACGACACCACCCCCACUAUCACUCCUGACACCAGCCCUACCAUCAACACCAGCUCCAGCACCAACACCGUCACCAAUGCUGGCACAACUACCCCCGACAACACCCCCGAAACCACUGCACUCAAUACCAACACCACCACCUCCACCACCAUCCCAGACACCACCGCCGACAUCACCCCCGACACCACCCCCAGCACUACCCCUACUACCACUACCGACACUACUACCCCUGACAUCACAUCUACCACUACUCCCAACACCACCCCCAACACCACCACCAGCCCCGAUACCACCCCCAACACCACUACCCCCGACACCAACCCCACCACCACCGCCAACAUCACCCCUGACAUCACUGCCAACACCACCCCCAGCACUACCCACACCACCACCCCCGAUGCCAACCCUGUCAUAACCCCCAGCACUACCCUUAUCACCACCAACCCCGACACCACCACUGACACCACUACCCCCGAAAUCACCCCCGACACUACCCCUGACACCGCCCCGACUCACUACCCACACCACCACCCCCGACACCACCCCGACACCACCACUACCCACACCACCACCCCCGACACCACCACCCCUGAUACCACCACUCCCGACAUCACCUCUACCCCCACCACCACCACCACACCUGACACCACCCCCAGCAACAAUCCUACGACCACCCCCGACAUCACCCCCGACACUACCGCCAACAACACCCCCAGCACAACCCACACCACCACCCCCGACACCAAACCCGUCACAAAGCCCAGCACUACCCCUACCACCACCCCCGAAACCAACCCUGUUACAACCCCCAGCACUACCCCUACCACCACCACCGACACCAACCCUGACAUCACCACUGGCACCAUUACCCCCGACACCACCUCCAGCAGCCCAGAUACAAUUUCCAGCACCAACUACACCACUACCCCCAACAACAUCCCCGACACCACUACCCCUGACAACACGCCCAACAACACGACCACCGACACCAACCACAGCCCCCCCACUACCACCCCAGACACCACCGCCGACACCACCCCCAGCACUAACCCUACCUCCACCACCAACACCAACCCCGACAUCACCACUGACACCAUUACCCCCAACACCACCUCUACCACCACCAACACCACCAUUGACACCACCCCUGACACCACCUCUGACACCACUACCCCCAACACCACUCCCAAUACCACUACCCCCAACACCACUACUGACACGACUACCUCCAACACCACCUCUACCACCACCACCCCCGACACCACCUCCGACACCACCUCUGACACCACUACCCCCAAUGCCAGCCCCAACACCACUACCCCCAACACCACUACUGACACGACUACCCCCGACACCACCUCUACCACCAACACCAUCCCCGACACCACCUCUGACACUACUACCCCAAACACCACUACUGACACCACUAUUCCCGACACCACCUCUACCACCACCCCCGAAGCCACCCCCAUCACCAUCCCCACUUCCAGCACCACCUCCAGCUCCAGCACCACCCCCAACACCACCCCCAGCCCCAGCACAACCCCCAGGCCCAGCACCAGCCCCAGGCCCAGCACCAGCCCCAGGCCCAGCACCAGCCCCAGGCCCAGCACCAGCCCCAUCCCCAAUACCAGCCCCAUCCCCAAUACCAGCCCCAUCCCCAGCACCAGCCCCAGGCCCAGCACCAGCCCCAGGCCCAGCACCAGCCCCAGGCCCAGCACCAGGCCCAGGCCCAGCACCAGCCCCAGGCCCAGCACCAGCCCCAGGUCCAGCACCAGCCCCAGGACCAGCCCCAGGCCCAACACCAGCCCCAGACCCAGCACCAGCACCAGACCCAGCACCAGACCCAGCACCACCACCAGACCCAGCACCACCACCAGACCCAGCCCCAUCACUAGCCCCAGGACCAGCCCCAGGACCACCUCCAUCCCCAGCACUACCCCCAGCCCUAUCCCUAGCACCAUUCCCACUCCCAUUACCAUCAAACCCACCACCACCCACAGUACUACUACCCCCACCACCAUCCUGAAGACCACCCCUAAAACUACCCCCAACACUACCUCCAAGACAACCCCGAAAACUGCCCCCAACACCACGACCCUCACCACAACCACAACCACAGUCAAUAACGGACCCUGUGUUGAAUUAAUCUUAGUUCCAAAGAUUGAUGCGGUGACUGGCACCAGUGUAACAGUCUCCUGGGAGGCUACUCAUGGAGCUCGUGAAUCCCCUUAUCAGGUCUCAAUCAGUGUCAAACAAGAUGUUAUUAAAACGAAUGAGACAGUAGUGAAGUUCACAGAUCUGAGUCCUGAUGUUUUCUACAACAUUACCAUAGAGGUGACAUCUUGCAGUAAAAGGAUAAGUAAAAGGCUUGGCAUCAGGACAGAUGCCAGAGUGUUGACGGGGUUCACAAGAAUUACAAGUGAGACUUACACAAGUGCCUAUGCAGAUAAAUCCAGUCCAGAAUAUAGGAAAUUUGAGAUAAAAUUCACUGAUGCUAUCAUAAUGGAACUUCCUCCAAACUUACAGAAACUAAACAUGACUGGAAGUUUGACAAUCGUAAUAUUUCUAAUCACAUCAGGGAGCGUGAACGUUUCAUUUGAUAUUGCGUAUCCAGAAAACAUGAACCUCACUGAUGAAGCUGUCAAAAUAUUAUUUGCAGAUGCUUUGUUGAAAACUCCGGUCUUUAACUUAACCAUACAUGACAUUACAGGAAGAAACAGUUGCAUGAGAAAGUUGGACGACUGUUCAGAAAAUGCAAACUGCGCAGCGAACAAUACAGUUUACACUUGCCAGUGCAAACCUGGAUUUGAAGACACAAGUCCCAACAGGCCUGGAAGGAUAUGCCUAGCAGCUCCAAACAUCCCAACAACCGAACCCCCGACCCGGCCCACAGAUGACACAGAAUGGAAAGUGGCUGUGAUAGUUCUGGGUGUUUUAUUGGGUGUUGCAAUUUUAAUUACUUUGGCAACGCUCACAGCAGUCAUGUGUAUUCCUCGAAGAAGUAGGCAGUACCAAGUUAACACCAAAUUGCCAAUAUUACAGAAAUUUAAUUAUUUUAACAUAUGAUAUAUGUUCCUCUUUCAACCCUUGAUGCAGAUGCGCUUUUUUUGUACAAUUCUUUGUUGCUCUUAAGAUAUCAAAGCUCUACAAAUUC